This is a messenger RNA of Cuscuta epithymum, 1410 nucleotides long. Lineage: Eukaryota; Viridiplantae; Streptophyta; Magnoliopsida; Solanales; Convolvulaceae. The record is from the annotation of a GenBank genome assembly.
UCCCACCCUCCAUUCCAGCCAAAUGUCUUCCUCAAUCUCUCUUGAUUCAGCAUCUACCCAACAACUCAUAUCCCUCAAUGCUUCCUCUCAAAUCCCUCUGAAACUCUCACAAGACGGCUCUAACUACUCUUCAUGGAAGGCCCAAAUCACUAAUUUAUUCUUUGGAUACGAUCUCCUAGGAUUUGUGGAUGGAAGCAAUCAGAAACCAGACAAAUCCUCACCUACAUAUCAUUUCUGGACUAGGCAAGAUCGGCUUGUCCUACUUGCUAUUCAAUCCACCGUAUCAAAUACGGUCAGUCCAAUUAUCAACAGCUGCACCUCUUCUGCUGAUGCAUGGCAGAAGUUAGAAUCUAGCUUUGCAAACAAGUCCACAACCCGUAUGCUCUCUCUACUCAACAGCCUUGCUACAACUAAAAAGGCUGGAAAACCAGUGAUGGAAUAUUUCACCAUCAUGCGUGGCUUCAUAGAUGAUUUGAUUACCAUCAAUCAUCCUCCUUCCGAUGGACAAAUCAUGUCCUAUAUCCUAUCUGGUUUUGGUUCAGAAUACAAAGAAAUUGUUGGAGCCCUACGAGUGCAGCGUGUUCCUCUAUCUUUUGAGGAUCUCCGUGAUCAUUUUCUUCAUGCCGAAAUGCUGGCCGGAGACACUACUGAAACACCUAUCACAGCCAAUUAUACUCAGCGUCGGAACUAUAACAAUAACUAUCACGGUCGCGGUGACAAUAGUAACCGAGGUCGUGGUGGUCGAGGCCACCCACGUCAGUCUGGCAGCUCUUCCUCUUCUCAACAAUCUUAUCGGCAUGGUGAUUCUCAUACGGCCUUCUCCGGAUCUCCUUCUCAGCGCCCAAUUUGUCAAUUAUGUGACAAAAGUGGUCACACCGCCAGACAAUGCCACUCCAGAGGUGUGUUUUCUCCAACUGCACAUGUGGCAGAUAGCCUACCUGAUUCCGGUAACAAUCAAAAUUGGCUAUUGGACACGGGUGCCACGCAUCAUAUAACCUCCGACUUAAACAAUUUGGCUAUUCAUUCCGACUAUAAUGGCAAUGACUCAGUUCUCAUGGGAAAUGGAUCUAAAGACCGGGGUAUUCUUGGCCCGAGGCCAGAGUAACAACAAUCUCUACACAUGGCCCUUCCCCUCUCCACCAUUAGCAGCCACAGCCACCACCCACUUAUGGCAUCAAAGGCUUGGUCAUCCCAAUUCUACUGUUCAGCGUCAUAUUCUCUCCACAAAUAAAUUACAAUGCUCUCCCGAAAAAUCAGUUUGCUCUCCUUGUCUUCAAGCAAAAAGUCAUAAACUACCAUUUCAUGUUUCUUCAAUAAAUUGUACUAGGCCAUUUGAAUUUAUUUAUUCUGAUGUAUGGGGGCCACCUCCUAUUUCUGCCAUUAAUAAUACCAAAUAUUACGUAAUCUUUG